AUCAGCUGUUGGCACACCAUACACGCGACAAGGGAAGUCAUCAAACAAGAAUACCAGAAAACAAAGCAUCAAAAGUCUAUAUUGUCACUCGAGUGCAUCCGAGCAACAUGGAGUACACAUUCAGGGCAGUAACUCGCAGCGCAGGGAUUAUAAUCUGGAGAAUUGAGAACAUGGAGCUGGUACAAAUCCCAGAGAAAUCGUAUGGAAACUUUUACGAGGGUGACUGCUACAUACUUCUGUCUACUCAGAAGGUAGGCAGCUCUCUCGCUUAUGACGUCCAUUACUGGAUCGGCUGUCAGUCCUCUCAGGAUGAACAGGGUGCAGCUGCUAUUUACACCGUCCAGCUCGACGAGUUCCUGGGCUCCACUCCGGUCCAGCACCGCGAGGUUCAGAGCCACGAGUCUGAUGCCUUCAAGGGCUACUUCAAACAAGGAGUAAUCUAUAAGAAAGGUGGCGUUGCAUCAGGAAUGAGGCACACUGAAACCAACAACUACGAUGUGAAGAGACUGCUUCAUGUCAAAGGGAGGAAAAGAGUGAUUGCAAGAGAGGUGGAGAUGAGCUGGACGAGCUUCAACCUUGGAGAUGUGUUUUUGUUGGACAUUGGGAAGACCAUUGUUCAGUGGAACGGACCCAAGUGUAACAAACAGGAAAUGCUUAAAGGCAUGUUGUUGGCCAAGGACAUCCGGGACAGAGAGAGAGGAGGCCGGGCGGAGAUCCGAGUGAUCGAGGGGGACGCAGAGAGCAACUCCCCUCAGAACAUGGAGGUCCUGGAGGGCGUUCUGGGCAAAAGAAGCUCCAAGCCGACGGACGGACCUCCAGAUGAAACUGCUGACCAGGAACAGAAAGCAAAACUCACUCUUUACCAGGUGUCAGAUGAUGAUGGAAAGAUGAAGGUCACAGAAGCUGCUUCUAGACCUCUGGUUCAGGAUCUCCUCAGCCAUGAGGACUGCUUCAUCCUGGAUCAAGGAGGAACAAAGAUCUUUGUAUGGAAGGGAAAGAAAGCAAACAAAGCUGAGAGGCAGGUUGCCAUGUCCAGAGCUUUGGAGUUCAUCAAAGCGAAAAACUACCCUGUGACAACAAAUGUGGAGACGGUGAAUGACGGGGCGGAGUCAGCUCUGUUUAAGCAGCUGUUCCAGAGGUGGACUGUGAAGGACCAGACUCAAGGUCUGGGAAAAGUGCAUACAAGAGGGAAAGUGGCUCACAUCACACAGGAAAAGUUUGACGCCUCUCUGAUGCACGCCAUGCCAGAGGUCGCUGCACAGGAGCGCAUGGUGGACAAUGGCUCAGGUGAAGUGGAGAUGUGGAGAAUUGAAGACCUGGAGCUUGUCCUCGUGGACCCUUCAUGGCACGGAUACUUUUAUGGAGGAGACUGCUACCUGAUCCUGUAUACCUAUCUGGCUAACAACAAGAAGAGUUACCUGCUCUAUAUGUGGCAGGGGCUUCAUGCGACACAGGAUGAAAUUGCAGCCUCAGCAUUUCAGGCAGUGAUCUUGGAUCAGAAGUACGGUGACGAGCCAGUCCAAGUCAGAAUAACAAUGGGAAAGGAACCAAGACACUUUAUGGCGAUGUUCAAGGGCAAAAUGGUCAUAUAUGAGGGCGGCACAUCUAGAGAAGGGGGCACUGACCCAGAGCCGCCCAUCAGGUUGUUCCAGGUUCACGGUUCUGACCCGUCCAACACCAAAGCCAUGGAGCUUACUGCGCUGGCCAGCUCUCUCAACUCCAAUGAUGUGUUUCUACUAAAGAGCCAAUCAGGAAUCCACCUGUGGUGUGGAAAGGGAUCCAGUGGAGACGAGAGAGCCAUGGCUAAGGAGGUGAGCUCUGUGAUUGGCCAGAAGUCAAAACAAGGCUCUGAGGAGAUUGUGGCAGAGGGUCAGGAGCCCUUUGAAUUCUGGGAGUUGCUUGGAGGGAAAGCUCCCUAUGCUAAUGACAAGAGAUUACAGCAGAGCGUUUUAGACCAACAGCCGCGCCUGUUUGAAUGCUCCAAUAAGACGGGACGCUUCAUCGUGACUGAAGUGACCCAGUUCACGCAGGAUGACCUCAACGAGGACGAUGUCAUGCUGUUGGACACAUGGGACCAGGUGAUUCUCUGGAUCGGUAAAGAAGCCAAUGAGGUGGAGCGUAAAGAAGCAGUGGUGACCAGCAGAGAGUACCUGCGCACACACCCCGGCGCCAGAGACCCAGACACCCCCAUCGUCCUGAUCAAGCAGGGCUUUGAGCCGCCCACCUUCACUGGGUGGUUCACAGCCUGGGACCCCUCCAAGUGGAGUGGAGGAAAGAGCUAUGAGGAGUUGAAGAAGGAGUUGGGAGAUGAAGUAUCACCUGUUAGCGUUGCAUUGGAGCAGAACUGUGUGGAAAGUGAGAAAAGCUUUCCACCUGACGACUUGGUCAACAAGCUCACCAAUGAGCUGCCCGAAGGUGUUGACCCAACCCAGAAAGAGAAAUACCUGUCCGACUCUGACUUCAACAACAUUUUUGGGAUUAACAAAGAUGACUUUGCCAGCAUGCCACAGUGGAAACAACUGAAAAUGAAGAAAGAAGUGGGGAUGUUUUGAUCAGAUUCAUAUCUGUUUUGUGUCAGCCCCUCCUUAUCUAUAACUAGCAACGUUCCACUUUAGCUCAAUCUGAUUUCCGAUUAAAUGUAAUGCAUAUAUUCAUCUUUUUAUAUUGUAAUUGAUUGUUCCAAAUCAAUGUAAUACAAUCUUCAGUACUUAAUUGUAUCCUGUGUUGAUGUUGUACAAUCAACAGAUGAAUUAUUUGUGAUAUUAAUCAACUGUGUUGCUUAUUUAUCUGUGUGUUACUGAAAACCUAUAAGAAGAAUUUCAGUACUGAUGAAAACACAAGAUAAGAUAGCAUUUAGACAUAAAAACAACUCAUUUAAAUGUGGUUUACUUUUUUUUUAAAAACAGAUACAGCUAAGAACCUGAAUAGUAAAAACGGAACUAAAUGGAAUAUGUUAACAGGUUUAAAUUAUCAACAUCACCUAAUAAAAAAAAAAUGCUAUCAAUUGUAUUAAAUAUGAGUUUCCCACUUAACAAAUCAAAUGUAAGGAGGCUCUGACUCCUACAUGUGAUAAAGGUCUGCUCUGCCAUCUAUUGGACAAACGUCCGGCGUACACAAUUCAGAGAUCAAAAUAAAAACUUAAUUUAAAAAGUGACUUCCAACAUGAUGUGAAUGUUUAUCACUGCUGAUAAGCUUGUGACUUGUGUUGGAAAAUAACAGUGAAAAUGUGUGAUCCAAUUAUCAUGUCAAGAAUAUGGAAGUAAAAAUAAAUCA
Molecule: messenger RNA, 3273 nt
Organism: Gymnodraco acuticeps
Lineage: Eukaryota; Metazoa; Chordata; Actinopteri; Perciformes; Bathydraconidae
Gene: avil
Product: advillin
Exons: 20
Coding region: 108-2552 (814 amino acids)
Biological process (GO): actin filament severing; actin polymerization or depolymerization; barbed-end actin filament capping
Cellular component (GO): actin cytoskeleton; cytoplasm
Molecular function (GO): actin filament binding; phosphatidylinositol-4,5-bisphosphate binding
Source: RefSeq, a predicted model, not a curated record